GGCAUUUGGUGCGGUACCGCAGCCUUUGGCUCCGACGAUAUCCCGCUGGCAGUGUGUCACAUCCCGUGGGUUUGAAGGAAGAGAUGAAGUUCUUCAAAGAUGUCUCCCUUGUCGCGUGCUUUGCCGAGUUCGUCGGUAUGGCCCUGUUCGUGACCAUCGGAUGUGGCAGUGCUAUGGGUAUCCAGGGCUCAGGCGAUGAAGGCGGCAGCGGCGCCAAUGAGGAGGAGACCACCGCGGGAGAGACGACCUCCAUGAUUCCUGGCUACGUAUUGAUGGUAGCCUUGGUCUUUGGCCUCUCCAUUACUGCCUUGGCUUAUGCCAUUGGACACUACAGCGGUGGCCACCUCAACUGCGCUGUGACGCUGGGCCUGGUCCUCACCGGCGACUGCGGUGCGCUGCCUCAGGGAAUCUGCAACUUUGGCUCCCAGAUGUUGGGCUCCAUCCUGGGUGCUAGCGUCCUCUGUGCGAUCUUCCCAUCUGAGCUGGACAUGACGAAAAGCUUGGGGGCCAACAGCGUGGGUCCGAAGUGGCAUUGGUGGAAUGCUUUGUUCGCCGAGAUCAUGGGCACCUUCCUGCUGAUGUUCGUGGCCUGCAUCGCCAUCGGCCUGGCUGUGUUCAUGGCCCACUGCGUCCUGAUCCCCAUCGACGGCUGCUCCAUCAACCCUACACGCUCCUUUGGCCCCGCUCUCUUGAACAUCCACCGCAUGGAAGCUCCAAAGUCCGAGGAGCCCGGAGCUAACAUGGUGGGUGCGGUAGCAGUGGCGUCCACCGUGAAGGUUGAACCAACCGUCUCCGACGACGUUAUGGGGCCCAGCUACUGGCGCGACAUGUGGAUCUUCUGGAUUGGCCCUCUCCUUGGAGCAAGUCUUGCCGCAGGUGUUUACAAGAUCAUGCUCAAACUGGACGAGCCAGCAAAGGAGACGCCAGAUCCAGAGGCCGGCGGCUACGGCUACUUGCCAAGGCUCUUGGGCGGCAAGGCCCAGCAGGACGCGGGUUCAGCCAAGUCUUCCGAG
Molecule: messenger RNA, 1013 nt
Organism: Symbiodinium pilosum
Lineage: Eukaryota; Dinophyceae; Suessiales; Symbiodiniaceae
Source: the annotation of a GenBank genome assembly